UUUCUUUUGUAUCUGUCGGAUAUCUGACUGAUUUAAAAAAUAAAGUCUGCAUUUGUCAGGAGAUAUGAUACUCAGGAGAAGUCUCUUCUUGCUGCUUUUAUCUUGUGAUUUCCUCCACGCAUUACCUCAAGAUGGUGAGCAGGAGGACGAGACGUCAUUCGACUUGUUUGAAAUAUCCCACAUCACUCGCAAGACUCUGGGGGCCAAACAGUUUCGGGGCCAAAACUCAGAUGCCCCCGCUUACCGCUUCAUCCGCUUUGACCAUCUGCCCCCAGUGAGCCCCGUAAUAUUAAAACAAAUUCUACGUCAGAUCCAAAACAAUGAGGGCUUUGUGUUUGUGGCCAGCAUGCGCCAGGACCGCACCUCACGGGGCACCCUGAUUGGUUUGGAGGGCCCCGAUGGCCGGCGGCAGUUUGAGAUUGUGUCCAAUGGACGGGCCAACACUCUGGACCUGGUAUACUGGGUGGACGGCUCCCAAAAUGUGGUUUCCUUUGAGGAUGUGGACCUGUCUGACUCACAGUGGAAGAAUAUCACACUUCAUGUUCAUGGGGAAAAUGCAAACCUGUAUGUUGGCUGCAGCCUGAUAGACAGCUUCAUCCUGGAUGAUCCUUUCUACGAUCACCUGACGGCUGAGGGAAGCCGCAUGUAUGUUGCAAAGGGAUCCAAUCGGGAGAACCACUUCAGGGGCCUUCUGCAGAAUGUGCAUUUUAUCUUCGACACCACAGUGGACGACGUCCUGCUGAGCAGAGACUGCGAGGUCCUUAAACCAGAUGAAGCCAAUAUUGUGAGCGAGAGCACAGAAAUUAUGGAUGUGAGUCCUUCGAUCACUACAAACAUUAUCGGACAGCAGACAGACGAUGCGGGCACAGAUAUGUGCGAGCGCUCCUGCGAGGAACUCAGCACCAUGUUCCAGGAGCUCAAAGGCCUGCGUGUUGUGGUUAGCAACCUUAUUGAUGGCUUGCAAAAAGUGACAGAGGAGAACACAGUCAUGAAAGAGGCCCUUGGGAGGAUGAAGGACACUAAAGAGAAAAACAUGUGCUGGCAGGAUGGCCGCCUGUUUGACAAUGAGGAAGACUGGGUUGUAGACAGCUGCACCAAAUGUACUUGCCAGGAGUCCAAGAUUGUGUGUCACCAAAUUACAUGCCCUCCAGUGGCCUGUGCCAGCCCGACAUUUAUCGAUGGCGAGUGCUGCCCCGUUUGUAUGCCUAUAGACAGUGAGGAUGGCUGGUCCCCCUGGUCAGAGUGGACAGAGUGCACUGUCACCUGCGGGACAGGAACUCAACAGAGGGGUCGGUCAUGUGAUGCAACAAGCAACCCAUGUACUGGACCUUCGAUCCAGACCCGCAAGUGCAGCCUGGGCAGAUGCGACAGCCGUGUUCGCCAGGACGGAGGUUGGAGUCUGUGGUCGCCAUGGUCGUCCUGCUCAGUGACCUGUGGAGAAGGACAGAUCACUAGGAUACGACACUGCAAUGCUCCCGUGCCACAACUGGGGGGUAAAGACUGCGAGGGAAGUGGGAGAGAAACUCAGCGCUGCACUGCCAAACCCUGUCCUAUUGAUGGUGGUUGGGGUCCUUGGUCUCCAUGGGCAACCUGUUCAGCAACAUGCGGAGGGGGAGUCAAAAGUCGAUCACGUGAAUGCAACAGCCCUCAACCUCAGUACGGUGGCAAGAAUUGUAUUGGGGAGGCCAACGACAGUGACAGCUGUAACAGAAAAGACUGUCCUAUAGAUGGCUGUCUGUCUAACCCAUGCUUUGGGGGAGUGGAUUGCAACAGUUCUCCAGAUGGAUCCUGGGAGUGUGGCCCAUGCCCUGCUGGUUUACGUGGAAACGGUACCCACUGUGAAGACAUCAAUGAGUGUGACAUGGUGUCUGAUGUUUGCUACAAAGUGAGUGGAAUGCAGCGCUGCGUCAACACUGAUCCAGGUUUCCACUGCCUGCCCUGUCCGAAGCGCUACAAGGGCACCCAGCCUUUCGGUAUGGGUGUAGAAGCUGCCAAAAAGAACAAACAGGUGUGUGAGCCAGAGAACCCAUGCAAGGACAAGACCCACAAUUGUCACAAAUAUGCCGAAUGUAUCUACAUCAGCCACUUCAGUGACCCCAUGUACAAGUGUGAGUGCAGGACCGGUUAUGCUGGAGACGGCUUCAUUUGUGGAGAAGACUCUGACUUGGAUGGUUGGCCCAAUCAUAACCUUGUUUGUGGUGCCAACGCCACAUAUCACUGCAAAAAGGAUAACUGCCCAAGCCUUCCCAACUCUGGACAAGAAGACUUUGAUAAGGAUGGCCAAGGAGAUGCUUGUGACAAGGAUGAUGACAAUGAUGGAAUUCUAGAUGAGAGGGACAACUGUGCCCUCCUUUACAAUCCUCGCCAGUUUGAUUUUGACAAGGAUGAAGUUGGCGACCGCUGCGACAACUGUCCCUAUGAACACAACCCUGCUCAAAUAGACACCGACCACAACGGAGAAGGGGACGCCUGCGCAGUGGACAUAGACGGAGAUGACAUUAUGAAUGAGAGCGAUAACUGCCCCUAUGUGUACAAUACUGAUCAGAAGGACACCGACAUGGAUGGAGUUGGUGAUCAGUGUGACAACUGUCCAUUGUUGCACAACCCUGACCAGACCGACGUAGACAAUGACCUGGUUGGAGAUCAGUGUGACAAUAACCAGGACAUCGAUGAAGACGGCCAUCAGAACAACCUGGACAACUGUCCUUAUGUGGCCAACGCCAACCAGGCUGACCAUGACAAGGAUGGCAAAGGAGAUGCAUGUGACUAUGAUGAUGAUGAUGAUGGUAUCCCUGACGACAAGGACAACUGCAGGCUGACACCCAAUGAAGACCAAAUGGACUCUGAUGGCGAUGGAAGAGGGGAUGCCUGCAAAGAUGACUUUGACAAUGACAGUAUCCCAGAUAUUCUUGAUGUGUGUCCGGAAAACAAUGCCAUCAGUGUCACGGACUUCAGGAAGUUCCAGAUGGUCCACUUGGAUCCUAAGGGAACCACUCAAAUUGAUCCCAACUGGGUGGUCCGACACCAGGGCAAAGAGCUGGUUCAGACUGCCAAUUCAGACCCAGGCAUCGCAGUAGGUUUUGAUGAGUUCAGCGCUGUGGACUUCAGUGGAACGAUGUACGUGAACACAGACAGAGAUGAUGACUAUGCAGGCUUUGUGUUCAGCUACCAGUCGAGUGGGCGCUUUUAUGUAGUGAUGUGGAAGCAGAUCACACAGACCUACUGGGAGGACAAGCCUUCCAAGGCCUUCGGCAUCUCCGGCGUUUCACUCAAAGUCGUCAACUCGACUACUGGCACUGGAGAAAACCUCAGGAACGCUUUGUGGCACACGGGCAACACUCCGGGACAGGUGCGGACUCUGUGGCAUGACCCCAAAAACAUUGGUUGGAAGGAUUACACAGCUUACAGGUGGCAUCUCAUCCACAGACCAAAGACUGGUUUUAUAAGGGUCGUGGUCUAUGAAGGUAAACAAAUCAUGGCCGACUCAGGACCAGUUUAUGACAAGACGUUUGCCGGAGGAAGGUUAGGCUUGUUUGUCUUCUCGCAAGAGCUGGUGUUCUUCUCCGAUCUCAAGUAUGAAUGCAGAGAUAAGCCGGAGUUUCCAACUGUGUUCAUAAGAUAACUGAAUCAAGUCUGAUAGAAAAAAAAACAUCAGAGGGGAAAAGACAAGAAUCUUUCAAAGUAAACAUCACGUCAUCACUAGAUCCUUUUCAAAGUAAAUGAGACUUUCCAUUCUUCUCCACGAUUUGCCUUGAUCCAUCCAAUGGAGAGGAAACCAUGGCCGAUUUCAAUUUUCCUGUUGACUUAUACAUUUCUCAAGCUGGGAAUGAAAACAUUUAUGAGAGUGGAGGAGGUUUUUUUGUUGUUUUUUUUAAUACUUAAUUAUACCUAGUGUACCUACAUUUUAAAGGAUUCAUUGUACAACCACUUACAUGCUGUAUAUGCUUUCCUACCGGUCGUUCUCUAUCGUUAAUCAUUUUUUGACUGUUUGGGAUUAACAUGCUCAUUCAUGGCUAAUCAUACAGUGUUUGACAAACAUAAACUGUAACCAAAGCAUAAUCAUUUAGCUGUCAAGUCCAUUACUAUUUCUCCUAAUUAUCUUCAUCCUGAAUGUGUGUUUUUUUUAUGGAGAAUGUUUUAAAUAAGCCAUUUUAGUAAAGCCAAAGAUGUUUAUACUAAUUCUGUAUUAUAAUUCUUUUUUGUA
Messenger RNA from Anoplopoma fimbria (sablefish), 4204 nucleotides. It is a transcript of the gene thbs2a, whose product is annotated as thrombospondin 2a. Gene Ontology annotation, cellular component: extracellular region. The coding region runs from base 65 to 3622 and encodes 1185 amino acids. The transcript has 23 exons. Gene Ontology annotation, biological process: negative regulation of angiogenesis; cell adhesion. NCBI's taxonomy places the organism in Eukaryota, Metazoa, Chordata, Actinopteri, Perciformes, Anoplopomatidae. Gene Ontology annotation, molecular function: calcium ion binding; protein binding. The record is from RefSeq and is a predicted model, not a curated record.